AUGUCAAGUGCAACACAACUCGAUAUCCUCUCCGAUGACUCCAGCUUCUACGGCGAUGACGACGAACAAGCGCGCCUCGAGCAUCUAGCAGCGACCUACGACCCCGAGCCUUUCUGGUCAGAGAUUCACCCCAGGCUCCUCUCCACAACACAGCAUGAAUUACAAGCUCCGUCUACACAAAUAAAAACUGAGCCAAUGCCCCAAGACAAUGCACCGACGCCCACACUCGGAGCCAAGGACCGUCGCGGACCCAAAGAAUCCAUAUCCUCCUUUUUGUCACGCCUCCCACCCUCCACAACACAUGUCACAGAAGCAGGACCUUGGAUUUGGAUGUGGGGACCAACGCCCCAUGCUACAGAAGGAGGUAAUUUCCCAGUCUUUACGCGAAAAGGAACCGAACUUCUAGAAGCAUAUGAAGAGGAGAGCUCAACACUCCGCGCUGCACAUGAUAAAUCCGGCGCAAAAACCACCGCUGCUCUGACCCGUAAAUUGAAUCCUAUCCGCCGGACUCUGGAACAGAGUAUCCUUGAUUUAGCCAAGGAAACAAGCGUUACGUCGGGUAAAUGGAUGUUUUUUCCGUCAGAGAAGGAAGUCGAUGCAACCUGGAAGACAGUCGUUACGGCAAUGGAUGAAGGCAAGCUAGGCGAUGCAGCAAAGGUUGCUACAAAUGAUGGCUCAGGACAAGCACGGUUACUCUGUGUCUACACGCGCGACUUCUCGGACAAAGAGGAUGUUAAGCGUGUCUUGAAGACACUCGUUGCGAUGGGGUUGGUAGAUGAGGAGUUAAGGCCCAUUUAUUACAAGUGCGAUGCUUAUACGUAUCUGGAUAUCAAGUCGAAGAAUGACUAUGGGCUGAAGGCGAGCUUGUUUUCUAGUCGAGAUGUGCUUUCCGGGAAGAUGUGA
Molecule: messenger RNA, 903 nt
Organism: Penicillium atrosanguineum
Lineage: Eukaryota; Fungi; Ascomycota; Eurotiomycetes; Eurotiales; Aspergillaceae
Product: DUF1917 domain-containing protein
Exons: 2
Coding region: 1-903 (300 amino acids)
Source: RefSeq, a predicted model, not a curated record